CCCGGCAAAGAUGGCCGGCAAAAGUGUGGCGCUCAAUUUUGGAGGGUCCUCAGUUUGGACUCCUUAUAAAGAAUUAAAUUACGCAGUUGAAGCUGUUUUGAUAAACAAAGAUGUUGAGGCAGUUCCCGACUUUGUGGCAGCACUCAGGCGUCACAAGCCAGAUUUCUCGUCUCUUCUGGAGAAUCCGUCGAAAAGUGCUCUGCAUAGAGAGGUAGUUUCUAAAGCGUCCAAGGACGGUAUUGCAGUUGCAGGCAGGACCGCUCCGCAUGUUCUGCCUCAAGCUGUUGUCGAUGAGGCAUUGAUAAUCAGCGAUAUGUUUGAUCUUAAUGAACUGGUGUCCCUCGAACUACUGCUCGCAGGCGAGCAACAGCAACCCUUGUUUCCUGAUCUGACAAGGGGGCUCGUUGCUGUUCUCCUGUACUACGAUGGUCGUAGAGCCCUCGUCAACGCCCUGCGAACCUUGGUCCAAGUCACAGAAGGAAGAACAUGGACACUGGGGUUGAACACAGAUAUCGUAGCUACAGUAACCAAGUACACAGAUGGCCUCAAAGAAGAAGACGGCGUAUUCAUGAAAGUGUUGGACGCCCUCGGGCGUUUAGAUAUUGCCAAAGAGCUCGAUGUUCUUCAGAAAAAUAGAGCACUUGGAGCCCUUCGUUACAGAAAGCAAGUCGUCGACAUGAUACAGGAAACGCACCAAUCACUGGCGGAAAUAAUAUUCUGCUGGGCAUGCCAAAGGCCGCUUUCCAAAGAAGAAGCAUUGAGAAUCUUCAAACAUUUAGCAUCUUCUGGAAACACAGAAGGCAGUGGCACGCUCGACAGUGUUACUCUGACACUGUUGAUGGCAUCGCUCUAUGUCAUGGAUGUGAGCAUUCUUCAGUCGUGCGAAGAUACGUCACCUGAAAUUGCAAAGCUUCCUCUGGUGUGCAGUCCUGACCUUCUUGUUGCUCUACACAAGCAGCUUUCAUCAGAGACAGUAGCGUGGCGUUUGGAUGGCAUGAAAUCUGUCCUCAUGUUUGCUUGGGCUCUGGUUCUUCGUACGUUCCUGCAGUUUCCCCUCAUAAGCUUUGAUCACGAGUUUGCUGCGUGCCUAGAGGAAGAUGAUAAGAUCAUGGACGCUGCAAUUGAAGCCAAGGCAUUCCAGAUGUUACAAAACUUGGUGGUCAGCUCAGAAAUGUUUCACAAAGAAGAGUUUUUUCUGAAGAGAGUUCAUGGGCUGAUAACAGAUUUUAUCAUCAUGAUGCCUUUGAAAGUGAAAGAGCUGCGCAACCAAGGUGAUGAAGCAGCACGGAUUAUAAAUACCUACAUUAAAGAUGGGCUGACGCCGCCAACGGGCUACCCUCAACACUUUGAGCAGUUCCUCGGACUGAUAUCUGAAGUCUACUCGAAAGAUCCACUUAAGCUGCAGCUGGCACAAGAUUACUGGUGCCCAACCGAAGUUACUGCAGAUGUUAGCCACAUUACCAAGCCACCUCAGAGGCAGAUCGCUCUGUUCAAGUUUCUGCGCCUCUCUGGAGACCUGCUCACGCCCACGCAGUUUGUUCCAUACGUAUCUAUUCUACACAGCCUGUCUCAAUCUCCGAAAUGUGCACACUAUUGCUUCAACCUGCUCAAGAACAAUGGACUGGGCACGCAGCUGAAUUUAGUUUCAUGGGACCACUUUUUUUCAUCCCUUCACUCCUAUUACGAUAGCUUACGACAAGAAAGUUCGGUGGGUCUCGAAGCACAACAUCUGUACCGUCCGGCUGCGAAGACCAUCUCGCCCUUGGAGAUUCGCGGAUUAAUUGCUGUGCUGCAGCUGAUCGAAACAGUUGUCCGUCAUGAUGAAGUUGCUAGGAUGACCCUGUGCGAACAUCCUCAGCACAGCGCGAUAACGCUUCUAGUCAGCUUGGCUGCAUGUGGUGUUCCUCCUGAGCUGAAAUCUGCAUUCUUGAACACACUAUCAGCAUUUGCUGUGUCUCCAGACGUGGCCUUCAGGGUGUGGCAGGUCCUGGAAGCUGCACAGCUUUUGCCACUACGGCAGGGUGUUACAGCUACGUAUGCACCGGGUCUGCACACUGAACUAGAGGAAGUUGAAUCACGCAACGAAGAGUACCCUGUAACACGCUCCAUGCUGAAACUGAUUUCGGCACUCGUUGAUCAUCCCUUGCCCUCUGGAUUCAGCGCUAACUUGCUUCGUUCGGGUUUGGAUCCCUAUCUGGACUUUGUGCGCGAGUCGGUCUUCCUGAAGUUCCAUCUUCGAGGGUACGCGCAUGAGAAUGAAAAGUGGGAAGUAGCACGGCUCUGUCUCGAGAUAGUCGAGAAGCUUCUUAGCAAAUACGGACCGGUUGCGGAUGAGUCAUCUGACCUUCAACCUCUGGAAAAUGUCAGUGGUACCCAAGGAGCAUUCAACAUAUUGGCACACUUGCUGCAGAGUGGAAGCUUUCUACAGCUGAUAUUGCUCGUUCUGGAUGAAGGCACAAAGGAGCUAGAAGCACAAACCGUGUUUCGUGGGAAACAUAGCUUUGAAGAGGCAACUCUCUUGUGCUUGCGUAUCCUCCAACAGACACUUAUGCAGCAGGAUUAUUUUUUGCAGCAAGUCCGAAACAGCAAUGCUGCUCUCAUCGUCACUUCAUUGGAUCAAUUGCUGAUGGCUGCGAAUCCAAGCACUGGAAGGCCAGAUUAUGUCCUCGUAAUAUCUCAAUAUAUCGUUCAUAACGGAGCCAUUCCGAAGCAUGCAUUAGCUGCUUCUAGGAUUCUGCUGCUCUUGAGCCAGAAUGGGAAGAUGACAGAGCACUUGGCCACUGUCUAUACCUUUGACAGGAAAACCGGCUUGGACUUGAUACAGGGCUUUGCAGAAACGCUAGAUGUUGAGGGGGACGCGGACCCACGGUCAGGGAGCGAACGGGACUGGACUCCGAGAGAAGUGAGAACGGCUGCGUGUCAGAGCGUCCUCCGAAUGUUGUUGAACUGCCUGGAACACACCUCACCCAAUGUUGGUCACUUUCUUCUCGGGUUUGACAUUAAACAUCCGAUUUCAAAGACCACACUUCAAGAGCCUGGAGUGUUAGGGUCUCCGAGAACGUGCCUGCAUGCUAUACUGUCGUUUCUAGAUCAGAGCAUCGAAAGCAAGGGCCGUUACGGUCCGCCGUCAGCCAUAGAACUUGGCUACAAGUUGGUGUACGUCCUGUGUGCUACGCCCAUGACAUCGGAGCCAGUCAUGCGAUACCUCCGCACGACCAGGGACUUCUUCUACGAUCACCUGCAGCGACAACCCAGGAGCCUCACUGGCGACGAAAACACUGACACAAAAAUUCUUCUCCAGCAGUCGUGGGUGCUACGGUGCGUCGCGCUGGAGCUACGCUUCACGGCGGCCCAGAACCAGAGGUCCCACGUCCAGCGCCUCGUGACCGUCCUCUUGGAAGACAAUCCCGAAGUGUUGAGCUGUCCAGUCGAGAAUGCUGGGGAAUUAGGAAGCGGAAGCUUUCAUUCUAGCCUUCCGAGUAGGUCCAGUGCCGUGCAGACGUUCGUGGGACCGGUCAGACGGAAGUUAUUGAAGCUCCUGGACGUGAUGGACUUUUCUCACAGGACCCCGUCGAAACCGGCCUGGGAAUUCUUUGACGCCGCAGAGCUCGAAAAAGCCCUUCGUGAAUGCGAGUACCAAGAACCCGGGGGACCACUUCUGCUGGACAUUCCGUCUCUUUACCGCCGGCUCUCCGAAGAAGCGGCUUCUGCAAAGGGCCCCACAGUUUUUGGGCAGAAGUCACUAGUUGCGCAGGAGAUCAAAAGCGUAAUGCAGAAUGUUCUGGAACGCAACCAGGCUCGCCAAGCCAUGUUUGCCAAGAAACAGGCUUUCCUCGCGUGGAGACAGGUCACAGAGGUCUUGGUGACGACGUGUCCGCUCGAUAUCCUAGGAGGCGAAACAAAGGUUCAGGUUUUGCUCGAGCUGGCUCAAGAACUCUUGAGAAGGAUUCUAGAGGAACGGUCUCUCGCAGAGGUUGUUGCUCCAACCUCUGGUGUACUUUUAAUGCUCAUGGCUGCACUGCACCACUCACUUCUCCUACUUCUUCCUGAUUCAUGUUCUACAGGCACAUCGAAUCUUUUGAGGAUGCUUUCCGUUGCCUCGUAUUCAUCCUCUCUGCUUGCCAUCUUAAAGAGCCUUCUAGAGUGUCUAAUUCGAACUGGUAGCGGAUUGCAGAGAGUUAGGUCAAAUUAUUACACGUCCCUGCUCAACCUGCUCAGACUGGUGCGAAAUCCAACGGAUUCUCGGAGCGACGUGGAAGGGGAGAGAGUCCUCCUCGACUCUAGGUCUGACACCGAGCGCCUGCGACAGAACCACAUGGAGAUGGUGUCCAGCUACGGGGAACAGUUGAUGGAAGUGGUGUGCCGUGACGUAUGCAGUGGCCAUGAAGUGACUCAAAUGUUGGCACUAGCAACUUUGGAUGUGAUCUUGUCUCUAGAUGUGCGUCAGCACUGGCUUUCUUAUCUGUCAAGAAAGGGCUACCUCCGUCAUCUCAUAGACAGCAUCAUGAACAAUGAUGAGGAAAUCAAGAACUUCCUCGCCAGAGGCUCCGGAGAUGAAGCAGUUCGAAGCUUGUAUGUUUUGGAGUCAAAGAUGGCGCUCUUUGCCAGACUGGCCUCAUCCAGAAAAGGAGCUCAGGCAUUACUGGAAAAUAGCCUAGUGGCAAAUCUGGCUCGAUGUGAGGCUAUCGACUUCCAUCCCAGUCGCCUCCAAGGAAUACCAAUGCAUACACAAGCCAUGCAGUGGCUGAAGCCUUCCGUAGGAAAGAGCUAUCAGCAAACAUUUGUACCAACCCUCCAACUUCUCUUAGCCGUAACGGCAGCCCUGGGCCCAAAGCACCGUGAGGCCCACAUACAGAUAUGCCUCUUCAUUGCCGCUCACGCAGAAGUAUUUUCCUCGAUCCUUCUGCCGCGACACCUACAAGACCUCGACAUAGCAGCCUCGGAGGAACUUGCCCUUGUCACCAGCCUUCUCUCACAGUUAUCUAUGUUAGACGAUAACGAAAACGACCCGGUACUCUUUGAGCAACGGGGACGUCUCCGCCUGCUUCAGAACCAGAUGUUGGGCCUCCUGCCGUGGCUCACAGUGACGAGGUCGGGCGUAGACCUGCGAGAAAAAAUCCUCCUCCUGCGAAUCGCAUCCGGGGUUUUGACCUUCUAUUGCAAUCUCUGCACGAUAUCCUCUUCCGCCGACCGAAAAAGCUGCCGCAUCCUUUUUUCUCCUACGAUAUCUUACGACGCGCUGUACCGUCCAGCCGACGCAGGCCAGGUGUCCUCUAGCCCGCCUAGCCUGAGAAUUUUAGUGCAGAUUGCUCUCGCGUACACAGCGGAUGUCCAGAGGUGUGUGUCUGCUCACACGGCCCUGAUGCGUCGGAUUGAAAACCUUGCCGAUUUAGGGACGUCCGAGCUGGCCGAAUUGCUUCCACCAGACGUUGACCAGAAAACGCUUACGUCGAUGCCUUCCAGUCAACUGCGAGAUGCAGCAAGAAAGCACAUAUUAUCCGAAGCUUCCCUACGUCAAGAGGAGCUGACGUUCCUGAUGAACCUUAUUGAGCAAGCCUUGUUUUUGCUCUGGAGGCACCUCGAGUACUUCUUGCUGCAGUGUGUCCCGCAGGGGGCAACAACAAUCCGGCAGGGGUUUGCGGUUGAAGAGCGCGGAUUUCAUUCUGGAGCGGGUGCGCAAAGUCGCGAGCCUGAAGCAAGCAAAGGUGCUGUGGUCAGCAGAGAAGAGGUGGAGGCAUUGAAAUCCGACGUUAGGGGUGUCUUGAAUGAAUCGUUCUUCCGCGAAGUUCAAGCAAAGGAGCAGUACAUUCCGGGACGUGCGACAUCGGCGGCGGACCCCAAGUUCUUUGAGGCCCUUGUCAGGAGGUUGAAGAGGUUGGCGACUCUGAAUACUGUUUGAGGAGGAGGGCUGUGGAAACGUGGAAGCUAUCAUUACACAACACAAUUUUCACUUGUUGAUAUUUGUACUGCAUCCUAAUUUUUGUAUAAAGUGCUGUCAAAGCUAUGAAGCUUGUGCUACUUUCGCAAGAUCUCGUGUGCUGUAGUCUUGUCUCAUCACUUUUGACAUUACCUACGAGCUUACCAGAAGUGAGGCAGCCAGAGAGGAAUGAAAAGAAAGCAAAUCUGAACAAAUCUGAGUUUAUUUUGAUGACUGACUAGAUUAACCACAUAAGUGCCAUAAAAAUAGCUGAUAAUGCAGCUGAUAAUGCAGCAGAUAAAUUGCACAACUCCUAUUAUAGCAAUAAAAACACAUAAUCAGCUCU
This is a messenger RNA of Ornithodoros turicata, 6263 nucleotides long. Its product is annotated as nuclear pore complex protein Nup205-like. Gene Ontology annotation, molecular function: structural constituent of nuclear pore. Gene Ontology annotation, biological process: nuclear pore organization. Lineage: Eukaryota; Metazoa; Arthropoda; Arachnida; Ixodida; Argasidae. The record is from RefSeq and is a predicted model, not a curated record. The transcript has 4 exons. The coding region runs from base 11 to 5899 and encodes 1962 amino acids. Gene Ontology annotation, cellular component: nuclear pore inner ring; nuclear pore.